Phanerochaete carnosa HHB-10118-sp is the source of this 1185-nucleotide messenger RNA. RefSeq lists its product as uncharacterized. Bases 135 to 1076 code for a protein of 313 amino acids. The record is from RefSeq and is a predicted model, not a curated record. The transcript is spliced from 5 exons. Lineage: Eukaryota; Fungi; Basidiomycota; Agaricomycetes; Polyporales; Phanerochaetaceae.
AUAACUCGUCUGUUGGACCCACUCCGCCCUGGGUAGCGUUCUGACCGAGUUCGGCGCGGUCGCCGAAAAUUGUCCUUGAUUUCUCCUCGAGCCCUACAAAACGCGCCAUUACGACUGACAGAUGCCAGCACAUCAUGCACCUGCUCGCCAGCACGACGUUCAUUGCAUCGCUUGCGGCAUUCAUCGCUGCGACACCCGUCUUGUGGGACGGACGUGCACCGUUCAACUUGACGAAUGCUGAUCUUAAUAGCAACACGGGGCCAUUCCUCACCGUGGUCAGAGGCAGCGACAACGCGACUCACUACUCUUCGCUCCUAGGCCAUGCCCAGUUGCCAACCCCGCUCUGGAACGACGCUCUCGUGCUGCCGCGCGAGCAGGUAAUCUCCAUCUCGAUCGACAACACCUCCGUCUUCGUGCCGGGCAGUGGUGGCCCUCAGUUCGGCUUCCGACGCACGGAGUUCAUCGCGGCAAACAACGGAGACCACGACGAUUUGAACCCGGUGCUCGAGACAGGCACGACGGUCUUUCACGUCAGCAUCAAGCAGGACCCAGCGCGCCCGCUGAACUUCACGCACGAGUACCAGAUCGUGUUCAUCGAACCAAGUGAUGGGUCGCACGUUUUCGAGCUCCAGCUCGGCUCGCCGUUCACAGACCCGACGGGCCCGCUCCCCGCACCGGACGCACACUCUUUCAAGGUGCGCGACCACGCGCUCAACGUCCUCUUCGAGACGCCCUUCACUCCGUCGUCCUGGCAUAACUUCGCGGUGCAGGUCGACUGGACGAACCGCACGCUCGCGGUGCUGUACUCAACGGACGCCGCGCCGCUCGCUGUCGUCACCCAGCCCGCACCCAACCUGUCUGCAUCUCCCGGCGCCGCGGGCCAGGGCGACUUCCACUUUGGCGUGCUCAAGUUGCCGCUUGUGAACCCGAACGACACUGCCGCAGACCAGGGUGACGUCGUCCACUUUGGUAUCCAGGAGGGCGACACCGAGGCGCUGCUUUACUCAGGUGUGUUUGUCGAGGAUGUAUCGCAUGGCAUCAGCCUCGGGCAUGGACUAUAUACGCCCGCCCUGUAGUUCACUUGGUAUAAGCGGCAUUACGAAUGCUGUACUUGCAAUUUAUGUCGUACCUGGGUCAGGGAUAGCUGUACGUGCACCUACAGAUGUUCCUGCUGGUGCAUUAUUU